AUCUUAAUUAAAUUCUAAGAUAAUUUCUUUCUUUAUUGCAUCGUUCACAAAUACCAUUUCUUUACCCAUACUUAUUACACCUGAAAUUAGCUCAAGACCUUAACAUCCAUGGAGGACCCGGCGGCGUCGGCGGCUGCUGCGACGAAGCUGAGCAUCUACAAAGCAGCGAGGACAAUAAAGCGGAGAGAGAACACGCUCUACAACGCCUUGAGAUCCAUCUACGAUGACUCCAUCUUCGUGGGUGAGAUCUCCCAGCUAUGGCCCGACCUCCCUCUCCUCGCCAACCUCCGCUGUGGCCUCUGGUAUUCUCCCAACUUCCACUCCACCUGUUACUUCAAAUCCACCGACGGUCACGCCAACAACUGGUCCUUCAGUACCUCACGCCUCAACCUCCACGUAGCUCAACUCGCCGGACAGAAGGGAGGGUGCAUUAUAGUUGAUUCCACUAGAAGAGGGAAACGGUUUCCGGACAGCAUGUCAAAGACCAUACCCAUUUGGACUUGUGUUUUGAAUCGGUCCAUUCGCAAUUAUUUGAACAAGAUGCUUGAUAGUACGGCGCCAGUGGACCGGAAGUCAACUAUUUCUGAUCAAGAUGAUGACAGUAACUCUCUUGAAUGGGAUUCCUCGCUACACCUUCCCCUCUGGGUUUCUGAAACAGAGAAGGCUAAUAUUGAGGGUCGCUUAGAAGAAUGGACUAAACAACUAGAUGCUAGUGGUGCUGAUAUUGCCUCUCUAGCAUUGUGCUUGAAAAAACCCCUGCGUCCUCUAUGGAUUUCGCAAAAAUCUGUCAUCUGGUUAAAUGAAGUGCCUGAUCAUGAUUCAUGGGAUUUCACACCCAUCAUACUUCUUUCUGCCUCUUCCUCAAACGGAAUAAUUCAACACAGGUCUAUCUCAGAGUUUAGCUGGAAUUAUAUAGCUGGAGCAGGAGACGAUGAAGAAAGCUGGGCAAGAGGUUUAUCACCUAAUCUUUUCUGGGGUCAUGCCUAUGAUCUUAUAAUUGCAGGGCCUGAUUUGUGUAAUCAGAAGGUGGCAGAUAUAGUUGAAAAGGAUAGAGUUUAUCGUUCACAAAGGGGACAAAAUGCUCCUCAGGUCACAGUCAAGGCUUCAAAGAGCUUAGUUCAUCUUUCACAAGGAGACGUUCCACAAUCGUUGGAUAUUCCAAACAUUGAAAUUGAUAAGAAGUCUUAUGAUGAAGAUUGUGGAAUUUCCUGGUUGGGUUCAGCAAAUCUUGCAGUUGGCAGAUCCCAACUUGCUUCAAAGAUAUCUAAUGUUGAUUGCAUAUUGAAUUGUGACCAAGAGUCUAUCUUUCUCUGCCUUCCCGAUUCUGAAGCACAUUUGCAUCUUCCUAUGGUGACGUCAAAAUUGGACCGAUUUUCCUUAUUAAGCAAUCUUCCUUCUGCGGUAAACUUUGCAAAGUUGAAACUUAGUAAAGGGAAGACACUUCUCGUUUGUUGCAAUAAUGGGGAAGAUAUAAGUGUGUGCGUUUGUCUUGCUAUCUUGACAUCAUUAUUCAGUGAGGAAGGAACAUUUGACGAUGGGAUAUCGUUCAAGGAGACACGGAUUACUAAAUGGGAUUUGCGACGCCGACUUGUAUAUCUAUGUAAAUUUGUAACAAAUGCUCGGCCAUCGAGAGGCAAUCUGAAGCAAGUUUUUGGUUUUCUAAAUGGUGGAAGCAUCGGUACUUCAGUUUGAUGACAUGCCGACGGAAAAGGAUGCAUGUUUCAAUGCCUCUCCAAAGCUUACAGAAUUUGUAGACCAUUUAUUUAUGAAAAUAUUUUCUGAAAACUUGCAACUGGCAGCAUUCCAUGUAUAAGAGCUUCGAGCGCAAACUGUACCCGAGUCUCUCCCCGUUUGGAUUCAGAGUUGAGUUGAAAUGAGUUGA
This is a messenger RNA of Juglans microcarpa x Juglans regia, 1882 nucleotides long. RefSeq lists its product as uncharacterized. The transcript is spliced from 7 exons. Gene Ontology annotation, molecular function: tRNA adenosine(64)-2'-O-ribosylphosphate transferase activity. The record is from RefSeq and is a predicted model, not a curated record. Gene Ontology annotation, cellular component: cytoplasm. Lineage: Eukaryota; Viridiplantae; Streptophyta; Magnoliopsida; Fagales; Juglandaceae. Gene Ontology annotation, biological process: charged-tRNA amino acid modification. Bases 109 to 1692 code for a protein of 527 amino acids.